Messenger RNA from Emiliania huxleyi CCMP1516, 435 nucleotides. RefSeq lists its product as hypothetical. NCBI's taxonomy places the organism in Eukaryota, Haptophyta, Isochrysidales, Noelaerhabdaceae. The transcript has 2 exons. Gene Ontology annotation, molecular function: metal ion binding. Gene Ontology annotation, biological process: superoxide metabolic process. The coding region runs from base 1 to 435 and encodes 144 amino acids. The record is from RefSeq and is a predicted model, not a curated record.
AUGCCAUUCGGCGUCGGCGACGCCAGCCUCGGCACGGUGUCCGUCACCGUCUCCGACGCCGAGCUGACGCUCCACGCGAUGCUGGAAAACCUCCCCGCGAACGAGUCGGGCGGCAUCCAUAUUCACUACGGAUUUGCGUGCGGCAACGAGACGACCGUCAAGGGCGACGCGCCUGCAGGCGCCAACAAGGGGCACUACUACGUGCCGUCCGACCCCGCCGUCCUUGACGCCUCGGAGGACCCCUGGGGUGCCAGCUUCUUCUCCGACGGCCAGGCCAACGCGGUGUGGCACACGCCGGCUGGAUCUACCGUGGCGGACCUCACCGUGGUGCUGUCGGCUUCCGACCUGAAUGUGAACCCGAUGACGGCUCUGGACCGCGUUGUGAUCGUGCACGCGCCCGGUGGCGCCAAGAUUGGCUGCGGCGUCCUCGCCUGA